Messenger RNA from Quercus robur (English oak), 910 nucleotides. RefSeq lists its product as uncharacterized. NCBI's taxonomy places the organism in Eukaryota, Viridiplantae, Streptophyta, Magnoliopsida, Fagales, Fagaceae. The coding region runs from base 5 to 910 and encodes 301 amino acids. The transcript is spliced from 3 exons. The record is from RefSeq and is a predicted model, not a curated record.
AUUGAUGGAGCGGGUGGUGAAAUUCUCCUCAAUUGAUAAUAACUCUUUGAAGUUGUUUGAUAGAGAGGGUUGGGGAAUCAUGUAUAAUGAUUUCCCUACCCCUAAGAUGAGUUGGGUCAAGGAAUUUUAUGAAAACUUCAACAAUAUAAAUGAACAUUCAGUCGAGACCACUGUGGAAGGUGUCAUGAUUCAUCUUACUCCUGCUAUCAUUGCUAAGAUCCUUAAUAUUCCACUUCUUGGUGAUGUCUCUAGUAAAGAGUCAUACAUAACUAGAAAUGAUGAUAAUCGUGAUGAAGUCAUGCGAUUCUUUACCGAUGACCCAUUAUGUCAAUGGCCAAAAAAAGCCACUACUUUUAAUGCCAAUAAAUUUGUGAAUCCUAUUCAUAGGUUAGGUAUGAACAUCAUGAUCGCUAACUUGUUCCCUACUGCCAACCGGGGAGAAGUUACCUUAGGUCGGAUGCUUUUUCUUUAUGAUAUGUUUAACAACCGACCUAUUGAUCUUCCACAUCACCUCUUUCAUGUGAUGUGUUCUGUUAAAAAGAGUGAACGUAUUGUUCUCCCUUUUCCAUCCUUGGUUACCAAGCUGUUGUCGCAUAAGGAUUUUAAUGUUCCUGAGCCUAAAUAUCUCAAGGUCCCUAAACGUCAAAGACCCUUCAGUAGAGCUUCUUUGGAUUAUAGUAUAAGCCAUCUUCGUAAGCCUGCUCCUGAUCUAGAGCGUCCUGCAUCUCCCAAUCCCAUUGAUCAUUUUCCUGAGAAUGAUGCUAUGACUGCUCCUCAGUCACCUCCUACAGAACCCUUUCAGUCCUUGCGUGCUUUUAAAGAUGAGAUAACAAGAUACAUGCAUGCUUUUUUUGAUGAGAUACGUCAGGAUAUGGAGAGACGCAUGCGUGAUUUUAUCUCACUCCAAUAA